AGAACGCCAACAGAGUUUGCUUCUAAAAACCGUAUCUUUCAAAAGAAAGAAAAAAAAACCACUUUCGAAACGUCGUCAACUCGCCGGCGGCGACUUUGUCGGAUACUAAACGAGAAUAGUAGAGUCUUCCUACAGUUUCCCUUUUCAUUUUAUUGAAUCCCCUUUUCGUUUUAGUCUGGAAAAUGACCUGUGAUUCAGAGAUCAAGCUGUUUGGCAAGAUACUUCCGGUGGUCGUCUCCAGCGACGGUAGGGCUUCAACUGGUAGUGAUGGUGUUAGAUAUGAGGGAAAUAGAAAUGGGUCUGAUCAGGAUCGAUGUUUAGAGGGAAAUAAAGCAAGCAGUCCAGAGAAAGAUGAAGCAAAUGAAGGAAGUAACUACGAAAAGCAAGAAGCUGAAAAGGAUGAUAUAACAAGAGAGGUCAGUGAAGCUAAAUUUGAGGAGGGAGAUCAAAAUCAGAUUAUGGAAGAAUCAGAAAAUCCCAAGACUUCAUCUGAAUCAGAGAACAGUCAUAAAUUUCCAACUGAUGAAGACCCUCAAGCAGUAAAAUCAUCUGAGACUGAGAAUGAACUAACUAAUGCGGCAAAUUCCGAGCAGAACAAUCUGAAGAAGCCAGACAAAAUUCUCCCAUGCCCUCGUUGCAAUAGUUCGGAUACAAAAUUUUGUUACUAUAAUAACAACAAUGUCAACCAGCCUCGUCAUUUCUGCAGGAGCUGCCAGAGGUAUUGGACUGCUGGUGGUACCAUGAGGAAUCUCCCUGUGGGAGCUGGUCGUCGCAAGAACAAGAAUCUUGCAUCUCAUUAUCGUAUUCCCGAAGGAUUACUAGCAGCAGGACUUGAAUCUCCAAAUGGAUUAAUUCAUCAUCCAAUAUUCAAACCAAAUGGCACUAUUCUAUCUUUUGGUCCUGACUUGCCCCUGUGUGAAUCUAUGUCUUCUGCAUUAAAUCAAGCAGAGAAAAGGGCAUCAAAUGGUAUCCAAAAUGGUUCUCACAAAGCUGAAGUCAUGAAUUCUUCUUGCAAAGGUGGAGAUACUAGGGAUGAGUGCUAUAGGGGUUCUAGCAUCCCGACUCCAAAUAUGAUGGUGGAAGAAGGUAAAAGAGAGCCCCACAAGGCAGUUAUGCAUGAUAUAAAUGGCAUCCUAUCUCCCGUUCCUUGCCUCCAUGGAGUACCUUGGCCUUUUCCAUGGAAUGCUGCAGUUCCUGUGUCAGCUAUUUGCCCCAUUCCCUUCCCUAUGCCAUUCUUCCCUACACCUUAUUGGAAUUGUGGUGUGUCUCCUUGGAGUAAUCCUUGGCUAAGUCCACCUAUGCGAGCAGCAAACGAGAAAACAUCAGGUUCUGAUCCUACUUCACCUUUAGGGAAGCAUUCAAGAGAAGGGGAUUUGCUUAAGCCAAGCAAUCCCGGGGGCAAAGAACAAUUAGAACAAAAGUAUUCAGAGAGGUCUAUUUUGGUCCCUAAGACAUUGCGGAUUGAUGAUCCUGAUGAAGCUGCUAAGAGUUCUAUAUGGUCAACACUUGGGAUUAAAUAUGAUUCUGCUAACAGGGGAGGGUUUUUCAAGGCCUUACAACCAAAAAGCAAUGACGAGCCCAACAACGCCAAUACAUCUCCAGUGUUGCAUACUAACCCUGCAGCUUUAUCUAGAUCUAUCACCUUCCAACAAAGUGCCUAAAGAUGAUCCUAUGAACCUCCGAAGGAUGGUCAUCCCUUGAAAUUAAGAACGACUGUGUUAUCUGAUGAGGGUUUUUAGGUCCUAGCAACCAAAAAGUAACAAAGCUAAGAUAAUGCUUUUUUCUCCCAUUGAGCUCCAACGGGAAGUACUUAAUCAACUUCAUGGAUUUCCUGCCUGAUAGACACAGCGCGCAGAUCAGUUGCAAAGCUGAGAGGCUAAUAUCUCUCAAGUGAUCCAAUGAAACCCGGGGAAUGCCAUGAGGAAGCUAUGUUUAUAGUUUUCCUGGUAACAAUAAGAGCUGGCUUGGUUUCUACUUUUGUGUGUUUUUUAAUGUACAUACCUUUUUACAGCUAACACUAGAAGGUGAAAGACAAAGAUGUUUAGAUCCAACAGGUGUAACAUAUUUAAAUCAAUGUCAAAAGUUAGUUUGGAGAGCCACUCCCUAUUAGUA
Messenger RNA from Solanum dulcamara, 2112 nucleotides. RefSeq names its product cyclic dof factor 1-like. The transcript has 2 exons. The coding region runs from base 183 to 1661 and encodes 492 amino acids. NCBI's taxonomy places the organism in Eukaryota, Viridiplantae, Streptophyta, Magnoliopsida, Solanales, Solanaceae. Gene Ontology annotation, biological process: regulation of DNA-templated transcription. Gene Ontology annotation, molecular function: DNA-binding transcription factor activity; DNA binding. The record is from RefSeq and is a predicted model, not a curated record.